This is a messenger RNA of Parnassius apollo (apollo), 999 nucleotides long. Lineage: Eukaryota; Metazoa; Arthropoda; Insecta; Lepidoptera; Papilionidae. The record is from the annotation of a GenBank genome assembly.
AUGCAUCGCUUUUUUGCAGAGCUGGAGCCAUCUCUAUCCGUCACUGAGCAAAACCUGGCAGACCGAGUUAGGUACAUCCUGCGCUCCAACAUAUUUGGUGACGCCGAACUCGGGCGACUACGACGUAAGGCUAUUCCUCCAUCGAAUGGAAAUGCUACGGCUGGGAAUGCGGCGCCACUAGAUGCGCAACAAACUGCAUAUGUGGAUGCUGCCGUCAACAUUCCAUUUGUGGCUAAUUCAGACGAUGAUGGAAUAGUCUCCCACGAACUAGAGAAAAUGAGGAGCAUAUUGGAAGAGUCGAUGCUGGAAACGCGCAGCAUACCUCUCGAAAAUCGACCGCGACUUACCCGCAUACCCCUUAGCAAGCGAAAUCGGGCUGUCGUGCGGGCUCUUAACCCAAUGCUGGUGACCUAUUUGGAAGCCAGCUGGGACCUUUGCGAGACGGAUUCAAUUCUUUUUGGCGCCGCACUGGCAGUAUGCCGUAUUAUUGGCGCCAAACUUCCCGUGGCUGGACGUGCUACUCAAAAAAGUAGCGCCAUCCCAGCCUGGAGAAAAAGAAUUGAGGAACGUAUCGCAAAGGCAAGGGCCCUUAUCGGCAGACUGACAAGCUUCAGGUCGGGUAAUAAUAGACCGAGGAUUAUGCGCACCGUUAGGAUGGCGUUUGCUGGGACAAAUAUCAGUUUGUUCCAGCCGGAUAUCACGCAAAAACUAACGGAGCGCAUAGAUGACCUGAAGCAAAAAAUCGCUGCUUGGGGGAAGCGGAUUCAGCGAUAUACCGAGAGGUCGACACGGUUCAACCAGAAUCGUCUCUUCCAGAGUGAUCAGAAGAGGCUCUAUAAAUCAUUGGAGCGACCAGAGGUAUGUGGAGCGGGCCCAGGACUGGAUCAGGCUGACACUGUCACCACCACAGCGAAACCACAGCGAGAGCCCUUGGAUGGAAGUUGUGGCGAGCCAGAGUGCAAGUGUUACGCCUAUGGACCCCGUCACCAUAACGCCUGA